GCCGAUUCCGAGUGUCUAUAGCCGUACAGAUUCUCCGAUUGUAUUCCUCUCAGCUUUAACGCUCCUGGGCUGGUCCCCGUCGAAAAAAUGAACAGACUGGGACAACUAGCGAACAGCAGCCGGGGUGACACACCCGAGCCUGGGUUGCAACAGGGACAUCGAAAUACUUUUGGGACCUCUCAUGGCCGCACAGUGAACGUUCAGUUACUGGACGACGAAGGCGAUCUGACUCUCGAGUUCGAGACGUGUCUUGCGUUUAUCUUCAGCAAGUACUGUACUCCAGAACCUACGACCCAGCCCUUAGAUUGGCUUUCUGCCUCUGGCCCCGAUCGUCCCGCCCCGCCACCCCUCGAUUGGAUUCAGAAAGGCGCCUACAUCUCCGACGAAGCUCUCGAUCGAUGGGCCAUCGAUACCAACGGAGCCCCCCUGUCUGAAGCCGUUAAAGAAGAGAUCAAGGACAGUAUUGAUACUGACGACGAUGGCCACCUCACUUUCGCGGGAAUGUUGCAGAUAUAUCAACUCCAGACAUCAAUGGACGAGGAAGAGACCUGGCGAGAUCUUGCCAGUCAUGGAUUUGAUCGCAAUCUGGAACUCGCCCCCACUCGACGCGAAGAUUUGCAGGAACCCCCGGCAGACGAGCAUGCGCCGCGUGAGGAUAACGAAAUACAUAAUCCAGAGAACACCGCGUAGAACAGUGGCACUGGCCCAAGGAAGUGAUACCUGCUACCACGAUUACCCAGUUUUACGAUCUACCACGAGCCCGACCCAGGAGAUUAGAGGGAUUUUACACAUUAGCAACAUCAUAACGAGUACAGCCCGUAACAAAUGACAACAUGAGA
This is a messenger RNA of Dacryopinax primogenitus, 839 nucleotides long. RefSeq lists its product as uncharacterized. Bases 88 to 690 code for a protein of 200 amino acids. Lineage: Eukaryota; Fungi; Basidiomycota; Dacrymycetes; Dacrymycetales; Dacrymycetaceae. The record is from RefSeq and is a predicted model, not a curated record. The transcript has 5 exons.